Rotaria sp. Silwood2 is the source of this 999-nucleotide messenger RNA. Lineage: Eukaryota; Metazoa; Rotifera; Eurotatoria; Philodinida; Philodinidae. The record is from the annotation of a GenBank genome assembly.
AUGUGGCCUGGUAAUCAUCAAUGGUGGCAUCAAUCAGUUACAGUCGAUCGUGAUCGUGGAGCUCGACAUAUGCGUCCACUUCAAUUUCCAUCAAAUCAUUUACCAUCGCAUGUAGAUCUUCGUCAAUAUAUGACGCCUGUUGAAGACCAAGCUGAUAUGUCAACUUGUGCAGCUAAUGCUUUUGCUGGUGCUUGUGAAUAUAUUAUUAAACGUCAUACUGGUGAACAUGUUGAUGUUUCACGUUUAUUUAUUUAUUAUAAUGGUCAGAUGAUUGAUCAGCGAAGUCUUGACGUAACUGAUGAUGGUGCUUCAAAACAAAAUACUGUAUUAGGCAUGCGAAAAUUUGGUAUAUGUGAAGAAAGCUUAUGGCCAUAUGAUGAACAGUUACUUAAUAAAGAACCUCCACCACAUGUUUACGAAGCUGCAAGUCAUGUAACUGUAAUUCCACUUAAAAUUCCAAGAAAUUUAGUUGCAAUGAAAACAUGUUUAGCUAAUGAAGUACCGUUUUUAAUUGGAAUUAGGUUAUUAAGUUCAGCAACAGCUGAAGCUAAAAAAAAUCAAGGAUAUAUAUCAAUGCCUAAUCCUGCAUCUGCUGCUGUUGCUAAAACUGGCACACAUGCUGUAUUAGUUGUUGGUUAUGAUGAUCGGACAAGGCAUUUUAUUGUACGAAAUUCAUGGGGAAGAGAUUGGGGUGUUCAUGGUUACUUUUAUAUUCCAUACGAAUAUUUAUUAGAAAAACGUCUAGUUAAUUAUUUGGAUGGUAUAUGGGCUAUUACUGAUAUAAUACCACGUACAGGUCAUAAACCAACUGUACGUCGAUUGGUAGUACCUGGCCAUAACUAUGAUGCAAUGCAUAGAAAAGAUAAACAUCGACAUCAAAUGAAUUCGUUACAAAAAACACUGAUGAUGAUGCAAUUACCUAGUUAUCAUAAGAUUUCACAUCAUCGAACAUUAAUGCCUAUAGAAAAACAUAGGCGUAGGCAUUCUGGAUAUUUUUAA